Molecule: messenger RNA, 1620 nt
Organism: Rosa rugosa (rugosa rose)
Lineage: Eukaryota; Viridiplantae; Streptophyta; Magnoliopsida; Rosales; Rosaceae
Product: 5'-adenylylsulfate reductase-like 4
Exons: 4
Coding region: 397-1347 (316 amino acids)
Source: RefSeq, a predicted model, not a curated record
UAGCUAAGUGCCUGAGGCUGAGGAGCAGAGAGUCAGAGACCGAUAUCUCUAUCUCCGCGUCUCGGUCCUCUUCUUCUUCCCAAUUCCGAAACCUCCCCCAACAGACAGAGAGACCCAAAAUUUCCGAUUGAAACCUCUCUCUCUCUCCUCCACAAAACCAACCCAACCGCUUUUCCUCCCCUUUAACAAUUUUAACAAUCCCCCAAUCCACCAAUCAGUCUCUGCCACCUCACCUCCCUCACCCACCCCCUCCGACGCUAAAAUGCGCCGGGCCAUCGCCGUCGCGCCGUCGUUCCAAGGCAGCUCCUUUCUCUAGGUUUUUUGCUUCUUUAUUUCUUGGCCUUUUUUUUUUUUUUUUUUUUUUUGGGUGUUCGGGGUGGGGUUGAAAAGUCUUAAAUGGGGAUUAGGGUUUGGGGAUUUGGGAUCCUGAUAUUAUUGAUAUGGGGCCGGCUAACGUGCGCCGCGGAGCCGACGUCUUCUCCGACGGAGUCCGCGGCGGAAGCGAUCUUUGGAUUCCGAGAUUCCUAUUGUCCGGCUAACGGCGUUAUCAGAUCCGUCGGUUCUAACGGUGUUAUUGUGGGAGAUGAGGUUUCGUUACAAAGGGCAUUGAAUCUGGUUCACAAGAAUAGUCACGAGUAUGUGGCUGUGCUCUUCUAUGCAUCUUGGUGCCCUUUCUCAAGGAUGUUUAAGCCAACAUUUUCUGUUCUGGCUUCUUUGUAUCCUUCCAUCCCACAUUUUGCAUUUGAAGAAUCAGCCAUCAGGCCAAGUAUACUCUCAAAGUAUGGAGUUCAUGGCUUUCCUACUCUUUUCAUUUUGAAUUCUACCAUGCGAGUUCGAUACCAGGGCGCCCGGACUCCUGGUUCUCUUAUUGCUUUCUAUAGUGAAGUUACUGGCAUCAAGACAGUAUCAUUGGAUCAAUUGUCACUGGAAAAGGCCGGACACCCACCAAAUCAUGAGAAGAAUGAUAGCAAUGAGCAGGAAAGCUGCCCCUUUUCUUGGGCAAGAUCUCCAGAGAAUUUGCUUCGUCAGGAAACAUAUUUGGCUCUUGCCUCUGCUUUUGUAAUUCUGCGUUUGCUCUACAUCUUUUUUCCCACUCUGAUUUCAUUUGCUCAAUCCGCAUGGAGUAGGCAUAUCCGAAACGUAAGAUUCGGGAGCUUGUUUGAGCACCCUGUGGCCUAUCUAAAGCGUGCAGUGCAGUUGUUUAACUCUCUAAAAGAGCCUUGCAAAAGGAGUAAUCUGCAGGAAGGAGCAAUGAACGCCCGGGUCUGGGCUUCCAAGUCGCUCGCCACAGUUUCCAUCGGGGAUGCAAGUACCAGCAGGGGUACUGCAGUGACUGAAACCCGUUGAUUGUUACAGAUUGUGUUGAGCUAGAAGCUUUGGUGUUACAGAUUGUGUUGAGCUAGAAGCUUUGGUGUUCAAAGAUUCAUCUGAACACCCUUGUUCAAGGUGUCUUGCAACAGAGGUUAAUUGUGCCAUUGUAUCUUGUUGCUGUAGCAGUUCAUUCCUUGUUUGUCCAUAUUCCAUAAGCUUUAUAGGUUACACUAUGUUUAACAUUCAAAUUGCUGAAUUUGGAUCGCAAUUUUUGAAUAGGUUUAAUAAUUAGUAAACCUUUCUUGUACC